CAUGGAGGUGGGGGGGGUGACAGCGGGGCCGGGAGGGGGCACCUGGGGGAGCCGGCAGCAGGGGGGAGCGGGGCCGGGGGCUGCAGCCCGGCCCGACCCGCCCCGUGUCUGCCCGCAGGGUCCCGGCCCCGGCCCCGGCCCGGCCGCGGAGAGCCCGGCGGAGCGGAGCCCCCCGGGGCCGGAAGGCACCUCACGCUGCCCGCCCCCAGGGGAGCCCCACCGCGGCGCCUACACCACCUUCAUGAAGUCCCACCGCUGCUACGACCUGAUCCCCACCAGCUCCAAACUGGUCGUGUUCGACACUUCCCUGCAGGUGAAAAAGGCUUUCUUUGCGCUGGUCACCAAUGGCGUGCGGGCCGCCCCGCUGUGGGACAGCAAGAAGCAAAGCUUUGUGGGCAUGCUGACCAUCACCGACUUCAUCAACAUCCUGCACCGCUACUACAAGUCACCCAUGGUGCAGAUCUACGAGCUGGAGGAGCACAAAAUAGAGACGUGGAGAGAGCUCUACCUACAAGACUCUUUCAAGCCGCUGGUCUGCAUCUCCCCCAAUGCCAGCCUCUUUGAUGCCGUCUCCUCCCUGAUCCAGAACAAGAUCCACCGUUUGCCCGUCAUCGACCCCGACUCGGGGAACACACUCUACAUCCUCACCCACAAACGCAUCCUCAAGUUCCUCAAACUCUUUAUAGCAGAGGUCCCAAAGCCUGAGUUCAUGGCCAAGACACUGGAGGAGCUGCAGAUCGGCACCUACAGCAACAUCGCCAUGGUGCGGACCAGCACCCCCAUCUACGUGGCGCUGGGCAUCUUUGUGCAGCACCGCGUGUCCGCUCUGCCGGUCGUUGACGAUUCGGGGCGGGUGGUGGAUAUCUACUCCAAAUUCGAUGUUAUUAACCUGGCGGCUGAGAAGACCUACAACAACCUGGAUGUGACGGUGACGCGGGCGCUGCAGCACCGCUCCCACUACUUCGAGGGCGUCCUCAAGUGUUACAAGCAUGAGACGCUGGAAACCAUCAUCAACCGCCUGGUAGAGGCCGAGGUUCACCGGCUGGUGGUGGUGGAUGAGAGCGACGUGGUCAAGGGGAUCGUCUCUCUCUCGGAUAUCCUGCAAGCCCUGGUCCUCCCGCAGGGCCCCUGAGGCGGUGGGGCGGGGGGGAUUCAGCCCCUCCCAGUGCCCCCACCCUCCCGCCCCCACCACGCUGUGCCCCGCCGGGGCUGGCGGGGACGCCCCGGGUAGGGACCGGACUCACCAGCAGUGUCUAGCAAUAACCUCCAGCUGUGGGGCAGCCCCACGCGGCCCCAGCCCGUGGCUCCCCACAUGCCGCACCCUGCGCCCCGAAGCCGUGUUGGCCGGGCAGUGGGGUGCUGGGGGCUCACCCAGACCCCCCCGAGGCGCUACCCCAGCGCAGGGCCAUUCCCUGUGCAGGCCCUCGUCCCCCUCACCCCAUGGCCCCCACGCAGGGUUUCACUGAGUUUGUUUUUAGUCGCCCCUCAUUCAGCUCCGCCCGGCCCGGGGCUGCCCCCCGGGCCCCCCCCCGCCGGCCGCACUCCCCACCGGGCCGCGUCCGCACCCGCCACCGCUUCGUGUGCGGAGAGAAACCGCGAAUAAACACAGACCUGGCACGAA
Messenger RNA from Phalacrocorax carbo (great cormorant), 1621 nucleotides. The record is from RefSeq and is a predicted model, not a curated record. NCBI's taxonomy places the organism in Eukaryota, Metazoa, Chordata, Aves, Suliformes, Phalacrocoracidae.